CCAUUUUAAGAAGUCAAUUUAUUGACAAUGUAUAAUCCUGAAUGUAGAUGGUCAUAUUCAAGAUGGCUAAAAGGUGUAGUAAUUGAAGAAUCCACCUAUUUUCUGUAAAAAAAUUUGUCAGUUGUAAGAUACCAAAGAUAUUCCAAACUUCAAAGCCAACAUUUCCAUUAUUAUUAUCACUGUAUAUAAAAUAUCCAUUUAUUUAACUAGAAGCUGUAUCUGAAAAUUUCUGCCUAUGAAUAAUGUGAUGUUUCAUGCCAUGCCCUGCCAUUUAACAGUGCAGCCACGGAAGUCCAUCAGCUCUAGUGGGACUAAAGGCAUUGGUCCUCUUCCUGCUCUGGCAGCACCACAGUAGCCUCUUCCCAGUACACAAGGAUGCAAAGCCAGCAGUGAAGGCUCCUCUACUCCCCCUCCUGGGAGGCCCGAAGGUCAGCUGCUGCCUUCCCUCACAGAAUAAAUAGCCUGCUUUCUGCUCCAAAAAAGAAGCACAGCAGAGCUGGAUGGAUUUUGCAAAUGAAGGCAGGAGCUCGGAGGGGGUAGAGAUCAUCAUCCAGCUGUCUGUAGAAGACACUGUUCACUGGGACUGCUCUCUCCCGUGCUGAGGAAGCUCAGGAGUCCCCAGGACAUGAUCCUGCUUCAUUGCAACCCCCUCUCUCAGACUCUCUUAUGUCUGGGACACCCCAGAAUCCAGGCCCUCUUUCCUCCAGUAGCACCGUGGGGUAUUUUCCCUAGGAACCAGUCAGUGCAGCAGUAUGUUGAACAGCACCUGCAAUGUCAUCUCCAACCUCAAACCAGCUGAUUUCCACCAAUAACAAUGGUAUGAUCAGGUAAGAGGGCAGCAACGUAUCACAUUAAUGAUCCCAGCGCAGAUAGCAAUGUACAUUUACUACAAUCUGCCUGAAUGGCAUCUGGCAUUUUUAAUACCACUAUUCAACAAGAAUUAAAAGAAACAGCUCUAAACUAGGUGGAUGGAGGCAGGGUUUCUAAACACAGCUUUUGCAGAUUUAAAACCACAGCUUUUACACAAUAGUAGGAAAAACUAUACUGAAGAAGAAACACAAGCAGUUUGUAAAACUGAUAACAAUGGAGCAAGCCCUUAUGAAUGCUUCUCAACCCAUCAAUCAUACUGACUCCCAGCCACAUCACACCACCAUUCCACAGUCUACACACUUUGAGACAGACAUGAUUCCACACCACAUGGGAUUCCAAGAUCCCUCAGUUUCUGGAAAAUAGAUUUCGUCCCAAUUUCUGUGACAGAUGGAGUUGAUAGUUUCAGGAUGAAAAAAGCGCCAGUUGUGACAGGCAGCAGAUACCGAUGCCCCGUGUGGUUGGAGAUGAUGUUGCUCUGGAAUUAAGGUAGCACUGAAACGAAAGGCAGUGGGCAAAUGCACGACUACUUUGUUAUGCUCCUCUCCUUGUGCCUUAAUAUUUUUGUUUCUACUUCCUUGUAAACUGAAAGCGUAACAAGAAGGCAGGACUUCAGCAAGGCAUUUCGCUUUCAAUUAAAACUUAACAGAUUUUUAAAAACUUUUUCCUAGUUGGUAGAUCUAGUAUCAAAGAACUAUACUGGGAUCUACUGCAUUUCUGCCAACAGUCACCCUCGUAAGUCAGUGUCUUAAAACCGUGCACGAAAAUCUCAGGCAAGAAGCUGAGUCGAAUGACUUCAAAUUCGGUGGGGUAUGCGGCAAGUGGAAAGUUGUAAUACUGAAAGUACAGCAAAGAAGUACUUACAUGAUCGCACUACACCACUAGUAGUUAGCUUUGCUCUCCCGGAGAGUACUAGCACACUGAAACCAGGACCCCUGUUAUCAUCUCAGUAAGAACAAAGUCGGUCCCAUUUUGAGCCUAAUCCCCUCUACCGCUCUGAUAGCGGAUAUGCCCCCACUUGAAUUUCUGGGAAGCUUGGGUACACGCGUUACCCGAGCUAGAGAACUCGGUUUUCCCCUCCUUGCUGCAGGCAGCAGAAGCAGUGAGAGUGCCAAGCCUGCCGUGCCGGGCGCGGUGCUCCGAGCACCCCGCGGCCGCCUGGUCCCGCAGCGCCGGCCCGCGCUCCGCCGCCAGCGCCUCCCGCCCGGCCGCCGCGCCGCCUUAACGGGAGGAGGGGCUCCUCGGGGGGCUGUCACUCUCCUUAAGCCUUUCCUUUCAAGCUUUGAAUGUAAGCUGCCCUCCAGCCCCCCUCUCUCCUUCCCUCCCUCCAGCACAUCGUAAAGAGAAGGAGGGAAAAAAAAAAAAAAAAAAGGGUUUCAACAACAGGCUGGGCCAAUGGCAAGUGGCGAGGCAGGGAAAGGGGGCCGAGCGAAGGGAGCAAAAGUGGAGAAAGGGAGAAAGAGAGCGAGAAAGCGCAGGCUGGGGGGGUUGUGUAAAAGAAGAAGCGUUGCUAAUUUUUUUUGUUUGUUUGCUUUUCCAUGCAUGCAUAAUGAAGCCUAAUCAGAGCACGUUGCUGCUGCUCGGAGGGCACUUUUGUAUUUAAAGCCUUGCGAAGAAAAAAAGAUCCACAGACGGAUCCACAGAGCAGCUUGCAGGGCUUGUUGACAACAGAAGCAGCAUCAGUCGCCCAGAGAGAAAGAGACCGCGAAGGCUGCCUCUUCUCCUUUCCCCGUGCUCUCGUCUUGGUAGCGGGGAAAGACAUUUCUUCUCCGCACCACCCGAAAGCGUGAUCCGUAUCAAGAGGGAGUGAGUGGAGCCGGGACUGUGAAUGGGAUCGGAGUGGCUGGCAUGUGCAGAGAUGCUGCGAGCGGAGAGUUAAAAGCUCCCGAGGAGGCAGCAACAGCAGCUGGGCAUUUAUUUUGUGGGGAAAAAAAAAAAAAAAAAAAAGAGACGGAACUGCAUGAAGAGCAGUACAGCAACAUGAGCUCUCCCGGCGCAGCCUGUGAUUCCCCGAGUGCACCACGGAUCCGCUGUCGUCCGAGCCCCUGUUUGCACUGACUGCCCGCACCUCUACGGGCGCCUUCGCCGCCGCCUCGCCGAGCUCGGAGCAGCGGGUGGGGGACACGAGAAGGCCCCCGGGCGCCUGCUUCGUGCCGCGGUCCCGCCGACUUCAGCUCCCGGGGGCUGGAAAGCCCCAGGCCCGGCGCGCAUGGAUUGAUGCGAGGAGACCUCAUGCACACGGCCGGCGGGAGUUUUGGAAACUUUUCCACGGGCGGCAGCUCCUUCUCCUCCUCCUCCUCGUCUCCCAGCGCCUCUUUCCAGCUCGCCCGCGGCUGCAGCCACUACCCUCGCCCGCGAUGGGGGCCGGCUCGCCCGCUCGGCACGGAGGCGGCGGCGGCCGGCGCUGGCCGCGGGCGGCCGCCUGGCUGUGGUUGGCGGCGGCGCUAGGCGCCGUGUGGCCGCCUCGGGGCUCGCUGGUGCAGGGCCGGCGGCUGAUCUGCUGGCAGGCGGUGCUGCAGUGUCAGGGGGAGCCCGAGUGCAGCUACGCGUACAACCAGUACGCCGAGGCGUGCGCCCCGGUGCUCCUGCAGCAGCAGCCGCCGGCGGCGGGCGGCGGGGACGGCCCGGCGGGCGCUGCAGGCGCGGCCGCCUCGUCCAGGCGGCGGUGCCCCAGCCACUGCAUCGCGGCGCUCAUCCAGCUCAACCACACCCGGCGUGGCCCGGCGUUGGAGGACUGCGACUGCGCGCAGGACGAGAACUGCCGCGCCACCAAGCGCGCCAUCGAGCCCUGCCUGCCCCGCACCAGCAGUCCCGCGGGCGGCGGCCCCGGCGGCCCCGGCCCCGGCGGCCCCGGCGUCAUGGGCUGCACGGAGGCGCGGCGGCGCUGCGACUGGGACAGCCGCUGCAGCCUGGCGCUGAACCGCUACAUGACCUACUGCGGGAAGCUGUUCAACGGGCUGCGCUGCACGCCCGAGUGCCGCGCCGUCAUCGAGGACAUGCUGGCCGUGCCCAAGGCCGUGCUGCUCAACGACUGCGUUUGCGACGGGCUGGAGCGGCCCAUCUGCGAGUCGGUCAAGGAGAACAUGGCCCGCCUCUGCUUCGGCGCCGACAUGGGCGGCAACGGCGCGGGCAGCAGUGGCGGCUCGGACGGCGGCCUGGAGGAGUACUACGACGAGGACUACGAGGAGGAGCCGAGCCAGAAGGGGAGGGACGACGCGGAGGACAAUGCGGGCGCUGAGCCCGGCUUCCCCGUGCAGGCAGAUAACGCCGGUCGGCCCGCCGGGGCUGCCGGGGCGCUGCUCGCCUCCAUCUUGGUGCCGUUGCUGCCGCGGCUCUAGCAUCCCUCCCUGCCCGCAUCCCUCCCUGCCCGCUUCCCAUCGCUGCUUCCCUCCAUCGCUGCCUCCCUCCCCAUGCCCUUCGCCGGGCCGGGCCGGGCCAGGCCCCCCGCGCCGAGCCGCCGUGGGCCUCUAGCCGAGCCCUCCCGCGGCGGCCGGGGAUCCGGCCGGCGGGGCCCCUCGGCGCAGAGCGGCUUUAAGCGCUCUGGCCGCGGAUUCCCCGACCCGUCGCCCCGGCGCCCCGUCCCCUCGCGUCUCCCCCUUUGCCUCCGCUGCUGCCCGCAGCCCCCAGCCGACCCUUCCCCUGCGAGCCGGUCGCUGGAGCGGUGGCCGGAGCGCAGAGGCCGCUCGUGUUUCGGGUGUUGGUCUCGAGUGUGCACUAUGCAAUUGCUGCCACCCUGCCUUCGUGGUACUAGCGAGCGGAGCGGCUGGCAGAGACUGCGGGCGAGGCCGCCGGCCGCCCCCCGGGACAAACGGGGAGUCAUGGCGUGCUGGUACUGGGGGUCUUUUAAGAGUUUUGACAUGAAGGUUAGUAAGAGGUGAGCAACCCAAACUUGCUGCCAAAGCGUUGCCGUACUAGUUAGUCAGCAACUUGAUUGUCAUUAGCCGCAUCUCGCUCUUCCUGAUGCAGUUGUGCCCGAAAGGAAGGGGCUUACGCCGCAUCUGCCAUUAAAUUUAGGGAAAUAGCAGACUGAAUAAAUUCGGUGGUUUACAGCACUCCCUCUUGCACACACACGUAUUCCCUAUAACAAAAGCGUGCCAGCAGCCGUCUCUUCCUCUGUAACCUAGCGACAUUUAAAAAAAAAAUUGUUUCGGAGUUGUUGGCUACACUGAACAAUGCAACUUUUGUUUUAAAAGAGCUCUGCACUGCCAUCUUUGAAAGACACUUUUAAACUCGAGAACAUGUAUGUACAAAUAUCCUGAAAAAUUUUAUUGCCUCGUCAUAUCAGGGUGCUGACCUCUGGUAAAUCUUAUAUGAAAAAAAGUGUUUAAAACUGGGAUUUGUUACCAGUCGCUCUUCAUUGUAUAUAGAAUUUUAUAAAUUGUAUGCUUUGGGGAUAAUUUAUUUAAAAAAAUAAUAAAAAGUUUUAAUUCCACAUCCUAUUUGCCAGGUAGCUGCAUUCGCUAUUCGUUUCUGGAAAGGUACAGAUUUCACUUUAUGUUUAAAGGGAUACCAGCAACAGUGAUUAAGUGAAGUAUUCUCUAGAACAUCAAAUGUACAGUGUAUUUUACAGAUUGAAAGUUAACUUUCUUAUUUGGAGAGACUUUAUGAACGUUUUAGAAUUGUGUAAACGCAUUUCUGAGCUGCCUUAAACCUUGUAUUUUUUAUAGAAGGCGUAAAAAAGGCCUGUCUUUUAAAUAUGUAUGGCUUUUUUGUAUUUUCUAAACGUGUAAAUUAGUAAAGAAAGAGCUUUAAAUAAUGGUUGCAGUGAAAUUGUUUUCCAGGGACACUUGAACUCUCAGCACCCGAGAUGUGGGGAUGGGGGAAGAGAGGCGGGGAUCAAACCACAGAAUAACAAGCCAAAAAACAGUCAAAAAACAAAAAUCUGUGUCUGCCUGUAAUACUUCACAUAGAUGUAAAUUACUGCUAUUCUUACUUUAAUGGAUAAUUACAUGCAAGAAGUAAAUACAGCUUUGAAAGUA
Molecule: messenger RNA, 5846 nt
Organism: Catharus ustulatus (Swainson's thrush)
Lineage: Eukaryota; Metazoa; Chordata; Aves; Passeriformes; Turdidae
Gene: GAS1
Product: growth arrest specific 1
Exons: 1
Coding region: 3225-4205 (326 amino acids)
Biological process (GO): negative regulation of mitotic cell cycle
Source: RefSeq, a predicted model, not a curated record